This is a messenger RNA of Patella vulgata (common limpet), 1522 nucleotides long. RefSeq names its product forkhead box C1-A-like. The record is from RefSeq and is a predicted model, not a curated record. Lineage: Eukaryota; Metazoa; Mollusca; Gastropoda; Patellidae. The transcript has a single exon. Gene Ontology annotation, molecular function: DNA-binding transcription factor activity, RNA polymerase II-specific; RNA polymerase II cis-regulatory region sequence-specific DNA binding. Bases 1 to 1299 code for a protein of 432 amino acids. Gene Ontology annotation, biological process: regulation of transcription by RNA polymerase II; cell differentiation; anatomical structure morphogenesis.
AUGUGUAGUUCUAAUGCGGGCACCUUGCUUCCUUACGGAUUGAAAAUACCAACACCAUCGCCGUAUUUCCCGUUCGCCCCUGGGGUAGGAAAUCUACCUUUGGAUGUUCAACGGUCGCAGUUGUGUGACUAUGCGGCCAGAUUACAGUAUGGAUUAAGAGGGUAUCCAGGACUUGGAAUUUCACCGUAUCACGCCCAUCUACCUGAUCCCUACACACAGGCAUACUUGUAUAAACACGAUCUACGGGCCAGGUAUAUUCAAGAAGAACCCAAACCUAGUCAGAGUUAUAUAGGACUAAUUUCAAUGGCUAUUCUCGGGGCCAAGGAUAAGAAAUUAAUUUUAAGUGACAUUUAUCAAUGGAUCUUGGACAAUUACGCUUAUUUUAGAACGCGUGGACCAGGUUGGAGAAACAGUAUUCGGCACAAUUUAUCACUUAACGACUGUUUUAUCAAGUCUGGAAGAAGUGCUAACGGGAAGGGACAUUACUGGGCUAUUCAUCCGGCUAAUAUCGACGACUUUGCUCGGGGUGAUUUCCGGAGACGACGUGCUCAGAGAAAGGUGAGGAAACAUAUGGGUUUAGCUGUUCCCGAUGAUGAGGAUAGUCCAAGCCCUUCCCCAUCAACGACACCUAUUAAUUGGCAAGGCUCCUACACAGACGAGAGACCAGACGGUCCGAAAAUUAGCCAGGUAGUGGAGCACACUACGUCAAAAAGUGAAACGGAGUGUUCAUCGGCAACAGGUACGGCCAGUGGACCGCCUGUUAAGAAAAGACUUUUUGAUAUGGAGAGUAUAUUAGCUCCCGACCAUCACAGGCCGUCUCAAAUAUCAAAUAAUCACAUAGAAGAAGUGGAAACUGAAAUAGAGAUAGAUACAGACCGGGAAACGGUAGAUGUAUGUGAAAUAGACAGUCAACAUUCAGGUGACGAACAGCUGUCACCUAGUUCUCCCCCGUCAUCUCCUCAUAGUGACGGUAAAUUAUCACCUCCAGUCAAUCUACAACACGAUACCGAACCAGGAGAAAUCAAGCCCGAAGUCAACAACACAUUUUCAACUUCUAAGUCAGAAAUUUGGAGUUUGGGGAAUGUCAUCCCGAACAGGCCCGGAGCUUCGCAUAUGUCCGGACAAGCUCCUUGGGAUGCUUAUGCUACAUACAUCUACCCGAUGCUGUCUACAUCCUAUUCGGUUGUUUUACCAGGUACGUCACCUAUUUCUGCCGAGGCUGCUUCAAGGUGGCGGGAAGCGAUGUAUGCAUCGGCACCAGAAGCAAAAUCAUCCCUGUCGGAGAUAAAACCAGAAUGAUAUCAACAACAGUGCAAGAACAAAAUAGACACAAAUUGAUGUUAAAUUUAAUAUUUAGGACAACCUAGUGAAUGAUGAAUGACGCUACGUUUAACUUAUACCAAAACUGUGAUAGAAUGACAAUGUGCGUAUUUAUAAACUAUGAAAAAAAAUAUAACUGUCUCAUACUGAUGAGUCGCUGUUGUAAUUAUUAGAGAUAUCCAUAUUGUGUGAAAAAUAUUCU